Molecule: messenger RNA, 957 nt
Organism: Pelobates fuscus (common spadefoot toad)
Lineage: Eukaryota; Metazoa; Chordata; Amphibia; Anura; Pelobatidae
Product: olfactory receptor 11A1-like
Exons: 1
Coding region: 1-957 (318 amino acids)
Biological process (GO): G protein-coupled receptor signaling pathway
Cellular component (GO): membrane
Molecular function (GO): G protein-coupled receptor activity; olfactory receptor activity
Source: RefSeq, a predicted model, not a curated record
AUGUUAUAUGUUUACACGAUAUGUGAGGAUAACCAGACUCAAGUCCCAGAGUUUCUGCUCUUGGGAUUUCAAGGUUUAUACCAUUUAAAAGGCCUUCUCUUCAUGCUGUUCCUACUAAUCUACACAGCAAUACUGUGUGGAAAUCUUCUCAUCGUCGUACUGGUGACAACUAUUGACCAUCUCAAUGUUCCAAUGUUUUACUUCCUCAGAAACUUAGCUUUAACUGAUUUGUUAUUCACCACAAGCGUUAUGCCACUUACACUAAAUAUUAUAAUAAUGAAAGAAAGGAGAGUGCCCCUUGCUGGCUGUUUAACUCAACUCUAUAUUUUUGGCAUUUUUGGUUAUGUGCAGUGUUUACUCCUUGCAGUAAUGUCCUACGAUAGAUACCUAGCAAUUCGCCAACCAUUCCGUUACACCUUAAUAAUGACUCCUAAUGUUUGUCUCUCACUGGUUUCUGGGUCCUGGUUGCUAGUUUUUAUUUUAGUAUCCAGUGAAUUUGUGAUAAUUUCCCAGUUAAAAUUCUGUGAUCUCAAUCAUUUAGACCAUUUCUUCUGUGACUUUGGUCCUGUAGUGGCACUAUCUACAUCUGACACAUCACUUUUAAUGACAUUGGACUUCGUCAUCUCAGUCAAUAUGAUAUUUGUCCCAUUUGUUUUUAUUGUCAUCACGUACAUUUUAAUUUCAUUUACAUUUAUUAGUAUGUCUUCUAAAACUGAAAGGAGAAAGUUCAUCUCCACUUGUAGUUCCCACCUUAGCACUGUGUGCACUUAUUACGUGACUCUUAUAGUAGUUUAUAUAGUUCCAUCUGGGGAGAACUCUGUCAAUGUGAACAAGUUCAGAUCGUUGUUGUACAUUUUAGGGACACCAUUAGCAAAUCCUAUAAUAUAUAGUUUUAGAAACCAAGAAAUUAGGGCAGCACUGGGAAAACUAUUUAAAUAUAUUAUCAUAUCCCACUGA